Pyrus x bretschneideri (Chinese white pear) is the source of this 1167-nucleotide messenger RNA. Its product is annotated as ER lumen protein-retaining receptor. Lineage: Eukaryota; Viridiplantae; Streptophyta; Magnoliopsida; Rosales; Rosaceae. Gene Ontology annotation, molecular function: ER lumen protein retrieval receptor activity. Bases 184 to 831 code for a protein of 215 amino acids. Gene Ontology annotation, biological process: protein retention in ER lumen; endoplasmic reticulum to Golgi vesicle-mediated transport. The transcript has 6 exons. The record is from RefSeq and is a predicted model, not a curated record. Gene Ontology annotation, cellular component: cis-Golgi network; membrane; endoplasmic reticulum.
CCCGCUGAGAUUUUGUCACUGAAACCAGAAGCUCAAAAAAACCCAAAAGAUUGAACGCAGCUGCUGUAUCUCUCUGCGCCCUUCGACACCGAUUGGCAGGAGAAGCAAACAGUAAACCCAUUUCAUUUCACAAGCUAAACCAGAGAGAUCCGAAGACAAACGCGUCACUCGGAUCCAGCAAAAAUGAAUAUAUUCAGAUUAGCGGGCGACAUGACCCACCUGGCCAGCGUCCUCGUCUUGCUACUCAAGAUCCAUACUAUCAAAUCGUGCGCCGGUAUUUCUUUGAAGACUCAAGAACUCUAUGCCAUCGUUUUCGCUGCUCGCUACCUGGACAUUUUCACGGAUUUUAUAUCUCUGUAUAAUACCGUCAUGAAGUUGAUAUUCCUGGGGAGUUCAUUUUCAAUUGUUUGGUACAUUAGGGAGCACAAGAUUGUUCGUAGGUCCUAUGAUAAAGACCACGACACCUUCCGCCAUGUUUUUCUUUUGCUGCCAUGUGUGUUCUUUGCCCUAAUAAUCAAUGAGAAAUUCACCUUUAUGGAGGUCUUGUGGACAUUUUCAUUAUAUUUAGAAGCCGUUGCUAUACUUCCUCAGCUUGUGCUGUUGCAGAGAACAAGAAACAUUGACAACUUGACCGGCCAAUAUGUGUUACUUCUUGGUGCAUACCGAGCUUUAUACAUUCUCAACUGGAUUUACCGCUACUUCACUGAACCACACUAUAUCCAUUGGAUACCAUGGAUUUCCGGGCUUGUUCAAACACUGCUGUAUGCCGAUUUCUUCUACUACUAUUUCCACAGCUGGAAAAACAACAAAAAGCUCCAGUUACCGGCUUGAGUUCAGCCACCCUUUACUCAGUGUUCAGUUUUCCAUACAUUGCCUUAGAAUACUACGCACAAGGAUCAAAUAUGUUGCUCGGUAAAUGCUCGUUGUUGGACUGUCAAAACGGUGUAUUUUUUUCCGUCUUACCCUGUUUUGCUCGGUCGCACAUGGCUUCUCAAACCAACACUGUUUUCGGUAUUUAGGAAACGUAUACUUCGCAGAAUUAUCAUUUUUUAGUCAUGAUUAUAUUAUACUUCUCAAAAUGUCAUAUGUGUUGAGUCAUGAUAUUCAAUCUUUAACUCCAAUUUGUGAACAUUUUGAAGACUUGUAUAACGCAUGAGUUUGUCUCUC